Messenger RNA from Tachysurus vachellii, 2894 nucleotides. Its product is annotated as transient receptor potential cation channel subfamily V member 1-like. Gene Ontology annotation, cellular component: membrane. Gene Ontology annotation, biological process: calcium ion import across plasma membrane. The transcript has 16 exons. NCBI's taxonomy places the organism in Eukaryota, Metazoa, Chordata, Actinopteri, Siluriformes, Bagridae. The record is from RefSeq and is a predicted model, not a curated record. The coding region runs from base 169 to 2382 and encodes 737 amino acids. Gene Ontology annotation, molecular function: calcium channel activity; protein binding.
CCCUCCUAGUAAUCACUUCCUCUAAUGCUGCUUCUGAGUUUAGCAAGUGGAAGUGGCUCAUAAGCAGAUGAUGCUGUUAUAUAGUACAAGGUGCUAAUGAGUUGGGAAUCAUUUUAAUUUUGGAUAUUUAAGUGAAUGAUUGAUCUGUGACACUUUAAAGGAUCGACAAUGGCAACCUUUAAAAUAGGGAUAGAUGACAGGACGGAUGAAGAGAGGAAAAUGGACAAAGAAAUGGAAAAAGGAGCUUCAGAUUUACCAAUGGACACUUUCUUUCAAGAGGAUCAUGCUAAUGUCAAGCCUGAAGUCAAAAUCAACCUGUCCAAUGUUAAAAAACUGGUAAAGAGGAGUGAUGUACAAAGUCAGGAUAAGAGGUUUGACCCAAAGACGCUUUUGGAUGCAGUGGUCAGCGGUGACGUCACUAGGCUGCAAGGCCUGGAGGAGUAUCUGAAUAAAAAUUACAUUACACUGAUGAGCGAAUGUUAUAAGUCUGAUGAGAAGACAGUCCUGAUGAAAGCUCUGCUAAACCUGAAAGAUGGAAAUACAGAAACAGUAGAGUACUUGCUCAGCAUUGCAGAGAAAACUAAUGAUCUUGAUAAGUUAGUGAAUGCAGAACGCACGCAUUCCUCCUAUAAAGGACAGACAGCUCUUCAUAUCGCCAUUGAGAGGAGAAACAAACGCUGUGCUGAGCUGCUCAUUCAGAAAGGGGCAGAUGUCCAUGCAAAGGCCUGUGGGACGUUCUUCCAGCCACUUAGUGAAACAUGCUUCUACUUUGGGGAGCUUCCGCUUUCUCUGGCAGCAUGUACUAAUCAGAAAGAUAUAGUAGAUCUGCUGAUGGAAAAAGCAGACGUGAGGCUUAAAGACACUCUGGGCAACACGGUUCUCCAUGCUCUUGUAAUGGUGGCUGACAACAGCCCUGUAAAUACAGACUUCAUCAUUUCCAUGUACGACUACAUUCUUACCAAAGAUGCUGCUAAGAACCCCGAAAAGGAGAGGCUGGAGGACAUUGAGAACAAUCAGGGACUUACAUCCAUUAAGCUGGCUGCGAAGUUAGGAAAGAUUGGGCUGCUUGAACACAUUCUGCAUCGUGAGUUCCAGCAAGAAGAGUGCAGGCGUCUGUCUCGAAGGUUUACAGAGUGGGCAUAUGGCCCAGUAUCUGGUUCAGUGUACGACCUGGACUCUAUCGACACGUACAAGCCAAACUCUGUCCUAGAGAUUGUUGUGUAUGGUUCAGAAAUACCUAAUCGUCUAGAGAUGCUCCAGAUUGAGCCACUUAAUAAAUUGCUGGAAGACAAAUGGAAGCGUUUUGCUAAAUGGAUGUUCCUCAUCCAGUUUAUGAUGUAUUUAUUUUACCUCAUCAUCUUCACAGCUGUUUGUUAUCACCGUGAAGAGGGAACACCCCCAUUUCCAAUUAAGAAAAACCUUAAAGGCUACCUCAUGCUUGCUGGUUAUAUCAUCAUGGCAUUCGGAUCACUCUACUUUCUAAUUGUUGUGAUGCUGGGUUUAAAGAAAAAGCGUCCAAGUCUGCAAGCAAUGCUGGUAGAUGGCUAUUCUGACCUGCUUUUUUUAUUUCAGGCUGGCUUGUUUGUUACCUGUAUGGUGCUGUAUUUCUGUGGGAGACAGCAGUAUCUAGCCUUCCUGGUGCUCAGUUUGGCUAUGUCCUGGAUUAAUCUGCUCUACUUCUCCAGAGGAAGUCAAAACAUGGGCAUCUACAACAUCAUGAUUCAGAAGAUAUUCCUUGGUGACCUCCUGCGCUUCCUUUUCGUCUAUGUUGUUUUCCUCGUUGGGUUUUCAGCAGCUUUAGUGACUCUACUCAACGAACCCACGGAAGGAUGGCCUUCGGUCAGAAACAAUACUAAUGUGACAAUAGACUGCAAAAAACCAUACUUUAAAACCAUUUCAUGCACCUUUCUGGAGCUGUUUAAGUUUACUAUAGGCAUAGGCGACCUGGAGUUCACAGAGGAUUAUGAGUUUGGCCAUGUGUUUUAUGUGCUGCUCAUAUCCUACAUUGUGCUCACGUACAUACUGCUGCUGAAUAUGUUGAUUGCUCUGAUGAGUAAGAAUGUUGACGACAUGUUUGAGAAGAGCACCAGCAUCUGGAAACUGCAGCGUGCCAUCACCAUCUUGGAUCUGGAGAGAUAUGCAUUCGGUCUGAAGAAGAAGUUACGCUCAGGGGUGAAGAGGAAAAUGGACAACACAGACCGCUGGUUUCUCAGAGUGGAAGAAGUCAACUGGAAAGAUUUCCAAAGCAACCUGGGCAUUGUCAGUGAGGAUCCUGGAAAAUGCAACACACCAAUGCCACCUGAAUCUUAUAGAGAGCCCAGUCAACAGAGACUUGAAGUCCCAGCAGAGGAAGAAGCACUCCUGGCUUCCGUCUCAGUGUAAUGGAACUGGAAAAAUAAAUAUUAAAAAAUAUGUCAGUGCCAGAAUUAGCAUUAUACACAACACAACCCAGAAUAAAGUGCGGCUUACAAACAUGGCCACCAAGGACUACACCACCCAGAUUCUUGCAUGAUCGUACUGACCAGACUACUGAAGACACAAACCUCAAUGCACUUAAUCACCUUCACAGCGCAUUGCCACACUUUAUGGCUCUGAACACACAUGCAUUUUUAAGUAUACUCUGUCUUUUUGUGGCAGUUUACUAAGCUUUUGGAAUUACUGUUUUUCUGGCUUGAACUUGUUAACUUUCCUGGGGUUUUUUUGGCAUCGCUUGACUAUUUUCUCAGAAUGUUUUCUGACUGUUUUUGGAUUACGUCUUUGUCUCAUUUGCCUGGAAGCCCAUUGUAUUACUGUACCGGCAUCCAAACCUAUUCCUGACAAAUAUAUCUGACCACUGCUCCAAACUGCACAUGUUCAGUUGCUUAAAAAUAAAUAAACAAAUACUUUUUUAAGCA